This is a messenger RNA of Erythranthe guttata (spotted monkey flower), 3924 nucleotides long. Its product is annotated as receptor-like protein 7. Lineage: Eukaryota; Viridiplantae; Streptophyta; Magnoliopsida; Lamiales; Phrymaceae. The record is from RefSeq and is a predicted model, not a curated record. Gene Ontology annotation, molecular function: protein binding.
UAAAUAUUAUAUUUCACUCACUUCAACAUCAGAGACAGUGACACUGACAGAGGAAGACUCCCUCGUUGACUUGGAUUGAAGACCUGACUUCAAAUAUUAUUAUAAAAAAAUUAUAUUUUUGACCUCACAUGUUUGUUUAUUUUAUUAAUAACUUGGGAUUAAGUAUUAAAUUACUGUAAUAAACACAUUUUAUAAAGACUGUAAGUACAUUGUUUAAUGAAAACAGGGGCUUAACUAACCUAUUUUAAUAGCUCGAGGGCUCAUCUGCUAUUUUUUCAAGAAAACGAGGGGUAAAAACACAAUAAAUCAAGAAAUUGGGACCUCUCCUGUACAACUAUUAAAUUCCUAUAUGCAUGACAACUGACGGUGACUUCUCCAUAAUGAAGAAAACACAACUGCACUAAUCCUUAAUUAUCCAGAAAUUAAUCAUGGGUUUUAAGACAUAAUCAAGAACUAACACCCCAGCUAACAACAACUAGUUGUAAGAGUUCUCACACCUAUAAAUCUCACCCAAAAUUUCAAACAAUUAUAACAGCAUCAAAGAAAAGAAAAAAAAAAAAAAAAAUUUAAAGAUGAAACUCACCUCAAACUCGAAUAAUUCCAUGCUGUUCUUUCUGAUCUUCUUAUUCUCCAUCUCAGAGAAUGCACUUGUAUCCAAGUCGACAAAUCUCCGACAACGCUGCCUCCAUGACCAGAGAAGAGCUCUCAUCAAACUCCAACAAGACAUCCUCAACAACAACGCUUCCUCCAUCACUUUCGACGACAAUUCGUACCCGAAGGUCGAGAAUUGGGACGAGAAAGUAGACUGCUGUUCGUGGGAAGGCGUGCAUUGCGAUAAUUACGGCCACGUCGUUAGCCUAAACCUCAGCUACAGCCAAAUCUCGGGCAGAAUCGAAGCCGUGUUCGAUCUAAUCCAUCUCCAAAAUCUCAGCCUCGCUCGAAACAACUUCCAGCUGAGUCCGAUCCCUUCCGGUUUUGAGAAGCUCGCGAAUUUGACGCACCUCAAUCUUUCCUACUCUUGCUUCUCCGACCAAAUUCCGCCGGGAAUUUCUCGUUUGGAGAAACUAGUGUCGCUCGAUCUCUCCACGAUUUCUUUUUGCGAGCUGCCUCCGACUUUCAAUGAUCCGGACUCCAACCAUGUCUUCCAUUUCGAAGAGCUGCAUAGACUGAGGCUCGAAAAACCGAAUCUUGAUUCGUUUUUUCGGGAUUUGAGAAAUCUGACGGAGGUCUAUCUUGAUUAUGUGGAUCUUUCUGCCCAAGGGACAACCUGGUCUCGAGCCCUAUCGGGACUUCACAACCUUAAAGUCCUCAGUUUGCCUCACUGUCGGCUCUCCGGUCCUAUUGAUACCUCGUUCAAGAAUCUGAAAUCUUUAAACUUCAUCAACCUGGAAGGCAACAAUCUCUCGUCUGAGGUGCCUCGUUUUCUACCAGGUUUUACGGAUUUGCAAGUGUUGAAUCUCGCUUCGACUCAACUUUAUGGCGACUUCCCUGGAAAUGUUUUCCUCUUACCAAAAUUACAAACCAUCGAUCUGUCGAAGAACUCGAACCUGACGGGGGAGUUGCCUGAAUUUCCCUCAAAAAGCUCGUUGCAAAUGGUUUCUCUGUACGAAACGAACUUCACAGGGAAACUGCCAGAUUCGAUCGGCAAUUUGAAGGCCAUGACGAAUUUGCUUCUUUACACAUGCAACUUCUAUGGUUCGAUCCCACGGUCACUAGCAAACCUCACUAGUGUGGCUGAAAUCGACAUUAGCUACAACAAGUUUGAAGGCACAAUCCCGGCUUUCGGAGAUUUCAGCGUGCCGAAACUUCAAGAUCUUCGGUUAUCUUUCAAUCUACUCACGGGCACAAUAGAGCCUCGUAUUUUCACACUCCCGUCUUUAAAAAUCUUGUACUUGAACGACAACCGUUUAAGUGGGGUCGUUGGGGAAUUUUCAGCCUCCUCUUCGGUUUUGGAGAAGGUUUACUUGAACGGCAACAAUCUGAGUGGGGGUAUACCGAGAUCGAUCUCCGAGAUCCCGAGCCUCAGCUUCGUUUCGCUAGCUGCCAACGAAUUCACCGGCUCGAUGCAGAUGGAUGCUUUCCAAAACCUCGAAAACUUAACGAGCCUCGAUCUUUCUUUCAACAGCUUAACCAUCGGAGCCGACAAACAGGAUUUGGUGUUUCCAAUGCUGGAGGAGCUGAAAUUGAGCAGGUGCAACCUGACAGAGUUCCCUGCUUUUCUCAAGAACCUAGAACAGCUUAGGACAUUGAAUCUUUCGAACAAUCAAAUUCGAGGACCUGUUCCUAAGUGGCUGUGGACUAGCUCUUUGAAUGAGCUGGAUCUUUCAGAAAACGAGGUAGAUUUUCCUAAUGGUCACGAAGAAAACGGCACGUUUUCUCCUUUGGGAAAAUUGACGAUGCGUUCUUGCAACGUUUUCGAAUUCCCGGAGUUUCUGAAAGUGACGGACAGCCUCUGGUACCUUGACCUUUCAGGCAACAAAAUAGAGGGCAAAGUACCGAGCUGGAUUUGGAAGAGCAGUCUCCAAUACGUGAACAUUUCCCACAAUAGUCUCGAUUCGAUGGAAGAAUUCUAUCCUAAUAUCACACUGGAUCUGCUGGCAACUCUCGAUAUUCGAGGAAAUUCACUUCGGGGAUCGCUUCCAAAAGGGAUUUGCAAACUGAGCAGCCUUUCGAUUCUGGAUGCUUCUCAUAAUAAACUCAACGGAUCAAUUCCAGAAUGUCUAGGCAUGAUGGUUUCUCUCUCCGUGUUGAAUUUGCAGCGGAACAAGUAUACACGAAUCCCUUCAAAUUUUGCACCAGCAAGCAAACUGAGGUCUUUAAACAUCAACGGCAAUCUCUUGGAAGGAAAUCUUCCGAGGUCAAUAGCAAACUGUAAAAUGCUCGAGGUGUUGGAUCUCGGAAACAACAUGAUCACAGACACGUUUCCCUUCUGGAUGGAUAAACUACCCGACCUGAAAGUUCUUGUCUUGAAGAACAACAAAUUCUACGGGCAAAUACAACUUCCGGCUACAAGAAACUUUUCUCUUCCAAAGCUGGGAAUAAUCGACCUCUCGUCGAACAACUUUACCGGAGAUUUGCCUCGGGAGUUUCUGGAAAGUUUGGACGAAAUGUUAAUGAACAGAAAAAGCAAGUCUGCAGCAUUUAAAACAAUUGGGCAAUACGAGUACUAUCAAGAUUCAGUGACGAUUAUGAGCAAAGGAUACGAAAUGGUCCUCGUGAGAAUACUUACAAUUUUCGUCUCUCUUGAUCUCUCCAACAACAGGUUUGUUGGAAAAAUCCCUGAAGAAAUCGGAGAGCUCAAAUCGUUGGUUGUGCUCAAUUUGUCGAGAAACGGGUUCGAAGGGAGAAUCCAACCUUCGUUGGGGGAUUUGGUGGAGCUGGAAUCGUUAGACCUCUCGCAGAAUAAACUAUCCGGGAAUAUUCCUCAGCAGCUUACAGGGCUUACUUUCAUGUCGGCUUUUAAUAUUUCUUACAACAAUCUGACAGGGAGUGUGCCUCGGGGAAACCAGUUCGAGACGUACACGAACGAUUCGUAUAUUGGCAACGUUGGAUUGUGUGGCCAGCCAUUGUCGAAGAAAUGCACAUCUGAUGAUCCAGCGACACAACCUCCAUUACUAUCGGACAGUGGUAGUUCGGAAAACGUGAGCUUAUUCGACUGGAGAUUUGCAGUAUCUGGAUACGGAUGCGGAGUAGUUGUCGGAUCUGCACUCGGCUAUACAUUUUUGCCGAAUUUUCAAUAUGGCAGAGGGCGCGUGAAGAUUGGAAGAUGGGGUAGAAGAUGAGAAAUAUCAUUGUGUCGAAAAUCCGAACCUUUUCUAGAGCCUGCAGCUAGCUGAUAAGUAAGAAAACAGAUUUAUCCUCAGUAGCAGUUAUUUCAAUAUAUUAAGCAAUAAUCCCUUAUAAAAUGGCUAUAUAUCUUCAAUG